Molecule: messenger RNA, 726 nt
Organism: Sorex araneus (European shrew)
Lineage: Eukaryota; Metazoa; Chordata; Mammalia; Eulipotyphla; Soricidae
Gene: TMED1
Product: transmembrane p24 trafficking protein 1
Exons: 4
Coding region: 40-723 (227 amino acids)
Biological process (GO): intracellular protein transport; Golgi organization; endoplasmic reticulum to Golgi vesicle-mediated transport
Cellular component (GO): endoplasmic reticulum; Golgi apparatus; endoplasmic reticulum-Golgi intermediate compartment
Source: RefSeq, a predicted model, not a curated record
GAGCAGCGACCUCGCUAAGCAGAGCCGAGGGUGACCCGGAUGAUGGCGGCCGGCGCGGCCCUGGCCAUGGCUCUCUGGCUAUUGCUACUGCCGAUGGGGGUAGGCGGGGCAGGACCUCCGCCGAUCCAGGACGGCGAGUUUACAUUCUUGCUGCCCGCGGGGCGGAAGCAGUGUUUCUAUCAGUCGGCACCGGCCAACGCAAGCCUCGAGACCGAGUACCAGGUGAUUGGAGGUGCCGGGCUGGACGUGGACUUCACCCUGGAGAGUCCGCAGGGUGUGCUACUGGUCAGCGAGUCCCGCAAGGCUGAUGGGCUGCACACGGUGGAGCCCACGGAGGCCGGUGACUACAAGCUGUGCUUCGACAACUCCUUCAGCACCAUCUCAGAGAAGUUGGUUUUCUUUGAGCUCAUCUUCGACAGUCUGCAGGACGACGAGGACACCGGGGGCUGGGCAGAGGCUGUGGAGCCUGAGGAGAUGCUGGAUGUCAAGAUGGAGGACAUCAAGGAGUCCAUGGAGACCAUGCGGACGCGGCUGGAGCGCAGCAUCCAGAUGCUGACGCUGCUGCGCGCCUUCGAGGCCCGGGACCGGAACCUGCAGGAGGGGAACCUGGAGCGCGUCAACUUCUGGUCGGCCGUGAACGUGGCGGUGCUGCUGCUGGUGGCCGCGCUGCAGGUGUGCACGCUCAAGCGCUUCUUCCAAGACAAGCGCCCCGUGCCCACGUAGCCC